Messenger RNA from Stegodyphus dumicola, 6031 nucleotides. Its product is annotated as secernin-2-like. The record is from RefSeq and is a predicted model, not a curated record. Gene Ontology annotation, molecular function: cysteine-type exopeptidase activity; dipeptidase activity. Lineage: Eukaryota; Metazoa; Arthropoda; Arachnida; Araneae; Eresidae. Gene Ontology annotation, biological process: proteolysis.
CAAAUAAGUAAUUCAUCAUAUUCAUUGCAGAAUUAAGGAUGCCGAAGGAAAUUUCAAAAUUUGCCAGUACAGAUCCUCAGUCAUGUGAUACUUUUGUUGUUUUGCCCCCUGGCACAGCUCUUAACUGUGUUGUUUUUGGGAAGAAUUCUGAUAGACCAAAAGGAGAAGUGCAAGAGGUAGUUUAUUUUCCUGCAGAAAAUCAUCCUGCUGGUUCAAAAGUGCAGUGCACUUAUAUUGCUGUGGAUCAAGCAGAGCACACUCAUGCUGUAAUUUUGAGUAAACCAGCUUGGAUGUGGGGUGCAGAAAUGGGAGCCAAUGAUGCUGGAGUUUGUAUUGGUAAUGAAGCUGUAUGGACAAAAUUAAAUGGUCCCGGUGAUGCUGAAGAAAAGCUCCUUGGCAUGGAUCUUGUUAGGUUAGGUUUAGAACGUUCUAGUAGUGCUAAAGAAGCUGUUGAUAUUAUCAGCAGUCUUCUGGAAGAACAUGGUCAAGGAGGUCCCUGUUCUGAUUCUAGUCCUGACUUUACAUACCAUAACAGUUUCUUAAUAGCAGACAGUAAAGAAGCUUGGGUUUUGGAAACUGCAGGAAGUCUAUGGGCUGCUGAACAUGUAACUAGUGGCUGUAGAAAUAUUUCAAACUGCCUUACAAUAGGGACAAAAAUUGAUCUGAUGAGUAAGGAUUUGAAGGAGUGUGCUCAAUCAAAUGGGUUUUGGGAUCCAUCACAAGGAGACUUUAAUUUUGCUGAAGCAUAUGGGAAGCCAAAUGAAAGUGCUACUGAGAGACUCAGUCGUGGAAAGGAGUUGCUGAAUCAGCUAUCAGCAUCAGGUGAAUUCAGCACCCUCUCUAUGUUUCAAGUUUUAAGAGACUGUGAUGGCCAAAUCUGUAGAGGGCAAGAUCACGAGUUUCCAACUGCAGGAUCUCAAGUCUCGGUACUAGCAUCUCCUGAUUCAAUGCGCUCAUGUUGUCACUGGUUCACAGGAACACCUGACCCUGCUCACUCUGUUUUCAAACCUUUUGUGUUUUGUUCAUCGAAUCGUAUUUCUCGUCAUAUUGUGUCACCUGUUUAUCCAGAUAAUGAAGAUCCUGCUAAGGUUAAACCAAGGUUUCAGAAGGUGGUGAAUCGUUGUCAUACCCUGUAUACAAAACAUCAAAAAGCAUACCCAAUUCUUACCAGUGAUAAUCCCAAAGGACAAGAAAUUAUUUCAGUCCUGAGGCGUCUAGAAACACAGUGUGUUCAAGAUAUGGAAAGUUUUGUGGAAAACUUUACUUCUGAUAAAGCAAAAGAAGUUGAGGAUCUAUUUAAAGAUUUGGUAGAAUCAGAAAUGAAAUUUUACUACAUAAAAUAAAAAUGUAUAUGUGUAGCAGCUAUGUGUGCUCUGGUCAAAUAUAUGAAGCAAAUAUUCCUAUGGCUUAGCUUUGAUACUUCUUUUUCCUAUUUAAACUAAUGUAGCUAUAUAUGCAGUUCUACUGAAUUUCAUAAUUUGGAUACUUAAGCAGGGGUGAUUGUUAAUUUAUAAGAAAUUUUUGAAAACUGAGCAAAAGAAUAAAAGUUAUUACUUAUAAAGAAAUAAAAACAAUCUAGAAUAAAUUUAAAAAUCAACUCUUCUGUUUUUUAAUGUUUCAUUUUAUUUUAAAAAGUAUUAAACCCAUUACCAAAUUUUGAAGUAUAAGACAGUAAAAUCCAUGUUUAUUUCUUAGGUAAUUUCAGAUCAUUAGCACAGUCACCUCUGUUAAUUCUUUCUAGUUAUUUGUUUGCAAGUAAAAUGCAAUUUACAUAAAUUUGCUAAGAUGUAUGUUUACUAGAGGAGUCUCUUGGUAGUAAGUGUCACACAAAGAACUAAAUGCUUAUUUAUAAAAUAAUGAAACAAGAAGUAACAUCUUUUGUGAUAUAAUAAUGGUAAAAUUACAAACAAUUAUUCUUGUUUUUAUGAGUAAUAUAUGGAUAGUUGUAAUGAUGCAGGUAUACAGUUGUGUUACGAAGCUAAUUUUUUAGUACUUUUAUAGAUGAAGCUUUUAAAUCAUUUUGAUAAAAAUCAUUUUCAUAUUUUGAUAAAAUUUUUACGUUAAUUUUACUUUCAUGGGAUAGUUACUGCAGCAAUGAAAAGAAAUUCAUAAUACUUUCGGUGAUAUUAACAAAUAUUUGUCUACUGUAUUUCACAGAUACUAUAUGUGUGUAACAAUUUAAGUUUUUACUUACAAUUUUUAAAAGUAUGCAUAUGCUUUGUUAAUAUAUAAUAGAACAAAUUGUUAUCAUAUGUUAUUUCAUCAAGAAAACAUUCCAUUUUUUUCUUUUUUGAACUUAGUUAAUUAAACACAUUUACUUUAUAAUGAAACCAAUAUGACUCAUGUUUAUUUUAAAAUUUGCUGUUGCUUCUAUUUCUGAGAAGAGCUGCCAGUCAGCAGCAUAUUCUUUUAGUCACAAAUUUAUAUUUCUAGAUUGGAGUACAGAUUUUUCAUUAUAGCAUAUAUUUUGGUUCAUAGUAUAGUAUAUUAAUUACAUAUAAUUGCCGGUUAAUUGAUUUUCAGAUCGUUGUUUGUAAAGAAUUAUAUGUAUACCCAAACUGGAAACUAUAGGACUCAAUAAACAGCUUUUCAAGUAGUUACUUACUUGUCUUUUAUAUAUUUAACAUAAAAGCACAUUGUUUCAAAUAAGUAAUUUCUGCAUGUAUGCAAGCAUUCAAAUACAUUAUAAAAGAGUUCAAAUACAUUAUAAAAAGUUUUUUGCUAUAUAAUUUUAAAUAUAUAUAUUUUGAUAGCAAUAGUGCAACACAGGUUAAAGGAAACAGUGUACUAUAGGGACAUAAACUAUUACAUAUUUCAAUUGCAUAUUAAUUUAGUUUCAGAUACAAAGAUUAUCAAUGGUUUAUUUCAUGUAAUUCUAGAGCUAUUCAGUAUGAUGCAGUACACUUUUUCUCUAUGUUCAAUAUUUUAUAAGAAUAAUUAGUAAUGUCAUUGCAUUUGGAUGCAUUUACCUUUCUAAUAUAGCUGACCUUAGAUUUCAAAAUAAUUUCUCAUGAAAAUAAUCUCGGUGUCAUAAUAAUUGCUUAAACUGUAUAAAUUGCAAAUAGGGUCUUAUUGCUGUUUAAGAUUUUUUCUUUCUAGCCAUUUUACUAGCAUUCCAUUCUACACAGUAUACAUGUAUUUUAUUAUUGGGAUUAAUUUGAAGUAUCGCUAUUUAAAAUCUAAAUUCACACUAACUUGGUAUAUGAAAUAGAUAUUGUUAUGCAGACAUUCACCCUAAAGGCUUAAUUCUAAAUUUAGUAUGAUUCUAUGACAGGAAGGACAGGUAAUUGGGGAUUUGAGCAGUUAAAUUGCAGAUGCCAGUGGAAAGAUAAAUAGAGUAUGAAUAAUAAUAAUAAAAAAUAAAUAAAAAAAUAAGACCUUAUUGCUACCAUGGGAUUUCUAAUCACACUGUUACUGAUUGGGGUAGUGAUUUCACUUUUAGGACCCUAAAAGAUGCUGACAAAAAAUUUAACAUUACCAAAAUCAGACGGUGUAGCGGAAAAAUUAAAUGCCAAGCUUUAUUAAUUUGCUAAGCCGCUUGACUUCUGAAACCUGGGAAUGUUGGGACCAUCAAUUGCAUUUUGUCUUGCUGGCUCACCAUCCACCAGUGACCGAAUGGUAAAGUAGCUGAAUACUCGUAAUUCAGUCGGAUAUUUGGGUUGGCUGCAUGGGUGUUUUUGUGCUUGUAACAUAUAUACAAGCCAGUUUCCCUUAGAAAGUCCUCCAUGAAGACAUACCUCCCCUUAGACAGAUAGCCUCUGAGUGCCUUGUCACAACCAGACCAAACUUAAUGCCUCACCACAUGGGGCACCAUCAAACUCAGAAAGAAAGCCUUGUGCUCUUGCUAUAUGGUCAUGACUUAACCUUGCCUGUGGAUAUUUUGACCCAGCCAAAAUUUUGGACAUAUAAUGCCACUCAAGAACUUAGUCAUGCAUUUGCAAAAUUCAUUCCAUAUGGUGAAGAUAAAUUUAAUUAAGGAUGCAAAAAAUUAGAAAAAACUUCACAGAAAAAAAAAAAAAAAAAAGACUUGCCAACAAUUCACAUGUAAGGAAGUUUGUUCUUUCAAAGCACACAUCCACACUUCUUCAGCUAGCAUCCCAUGGCUCAGAAGUGUUUUACUCAUUAAAGCAAUAGAAGAAAUUCUCUCUCUUCAGAAAGCAAAAAGAUCCUUUAUUCACAUGCCAUUUAUUUUUUUUUCCACUGGUAUCUGCAAAUUAUCCGCUCAUGUCUUAAUUACUUGUCAAUCCUGUUCUGGAAUCAUACAACAUUUACAAUUAACUCAGAAACCAAAUCUCUACAUAACAAUACAAUUUUAUUAUUAUUAAAGUAAGAAUGUUAUUUAAUGUAUCACAAUAAAUACUAAAUUAUUGCAAUAUAUUAAAACUGCUUUAGCUUACAUUUGUAUAAUUAUUUAUCUAAGGGAAAGUUACCAAAAAACUUUUUAACUGCUCAAUCUUGUUAGCAAAGUUUCUUUUCAAAAGUAAGAAUUUUUUAUAAAAAUGAAUUACCUUUUCAUUACAUGUGGAUAUAUAGGAAGAACAAGUUAAAUGAAACAUGAAGCAUGUGUCAUUAAUUUGGUACAUGAUCUUUUAAAGCAAAUUUUUAAAACAGCAAAUAUUUGUAUUUAUAUACAAGCAUUUCAUGACUAUAUACUUAUCUUUUUAACAAUGUAUGAGAAAUUAUUUUUUGUCUGUGAUAAAAAUCUGUGCUGUUCUAUUCAUGUGUUCUUGAUUUAAAAAAAUCUUCCUGCUGUGAUAUUGAUUAGUUUGAUAAAUGAGUGAAUACUAUUCUAAACAUGAUUUUUGUUUUGUUUACAUAUCACGAAAUGAACAAGAAUUCUUUGUGUAAGUUAUUCUAUAACUUUGUUACUGUUUAUUAACUUGUAAUGUUUUGUUUAUUUGAUAAUACUUAUGGAAUUUUUCUUAAUCAGUUUAAGAAAUUUGACUUGUUUCAGUAUUGAAAACUAUUUUAAAUUAUAAGUACUAAUAUUAUACAGCAUAAUGUAAAAAACAAGAAAGUUAAAGUGUCUUAAAUUUAGAUCAUGUUACAAUAAGCAAUAAACAGUUGCAGUAGAGUCACAGGUAUUCCUUGCUUGAGAACAGUUAGUUUACAAACUUCUAUUGCUUUAUUUAUUUUCCUUAGAAAAAAAUAUAUAUAUAAUUUUUAAUAGGUUACAAAAAUUAGCAUCUUGCACUUAUAUAAAAGUGACAUUAAUUCUGUAGAUUUCCAUAAAUUAUAGAAUUAUUUCAAGGACUGGUAUAGUUAAUUUAAGAUAUAAAUUUGGGUCUCAGGUCCUGAAAAUAUUAAAGGAGCUUAUCCAGCAAGAAGAUUUUGAAAUAGGAUAGCAAAGAAAUUUUCGAAUCAAUCAUCUGCUAUUAGAGCUGAUUUCUAUUUGCUUCAACUUGAGAAGUAAACAAAUAAUUAAUUGAAAUGUAAUUAACUGUGUGAAUUAGUUUAUUAAAACAUUCAUUCAAAAUAAUUUUUAAUUUAUCUUGCAAAAAUAACCUUUUCGUGUCAUUGAUCAAAUGCUUUUUUAAGAUAAAUAUAUGAUAGUGAAUGCUUUUUGUUUUUGUAUAUAUUAUUCUGUGAGAAUUGUUACUUCUUGUUAUACACAUUUUGCUGUGUAAUUAACCAUAUAAUAUGUGUAAAUGAAAGUCUAACAUUUUCUUAUUAUAAAGUGUUUAAUGUCUUUCAAAGAAUUUCAAAAAUUAAUGGAAAUUUUUAUUUUAUUUAUUUUUUGGAUUUAAAAUGUUAAGACUCACCAAUGAAACUGUAGAAUGUAUGCAUAAAUAUACCUUCUUUUGCCUUUCCUUACGAGAUAUGCAUUCAAUGUCUUAGCCUUAAUAUUUAUCUUGAGGUCCAAUUACUAUUUUUCUUCUCUAGGAAAAUGUGAAAUAGUGGUCAUAUGUUGGAUUUUUCAAAUAUGAGAAAAUUUUUUUUUUAUUUUUUAGACUACUUAAAGCAGUGCAGUUGAUAUGGGUUAAAUGCCACAAUUAUGUCAUUUACAAGAUUAAUAAACAGUAGAAUAUAA